Messenger RNA from Balearica regulorum gibbericeps (East African grey crowned-crane), 375 nucleotides. The record is from RefSeq and is a predicted model, not a curated record. Lineage: Eukaryota; Metazoa; Chordata; Aves; Gruiformes; Gruidae.
AUGGACGCGCUGCCCAUCUACCACGGGGGCAUCACCCGUGAGGCUGGGGAGAAGCUGCUGCUGGCGACGGGCACCGAUGGCAGCUACCUGCUGCGGGACAGCGAGAGCAUCCCAGGAGUCUACUGCCUCUGUGUGCUGCAUAAGGGAUAUGUUUAUACCUACAGAGUGUCCAAGACAGAAGCUGGGUCCUGGUCUGCUGAGACAGCACCCGGGGUCCACCGGAGGCUCUUUCGGAAAGUGCAGAACCUCAUUUCCGCCUUCCAGAAACCCGACCAAGGCAUCGUAACGCCCCUGCAGCACCCGGUCAUCAACCGUGCAAAACCCAAAUACCCCCCAAGAAAUGAAGGCCAUGACUUCCACCUGCAGCCAUCAUGA